Messenger RNA from Agrilus planipennis (emerald ash borer), 2689 nucleotides. RefSeq names its product NF-X1-type zinc finger protein NFXL1. The transcript is spliced from 11 exons. NCBI's taxonomy places the organism in Eukaryota, Metazoa, Arthropoda, Insecta, Coleoptera, Buprestidae. Gene Ontology annotation, molecular function: RNA polymerase II transcription regulatory region sequence-specific DNA binding; DNA-binding transcription factor activity, RNA polymerase II-specific; zinc ion binding. Bases 81 to 2648 code for a protein of 855 amino acids. The record is from RefSeq and is a predicted model, not a curated record. Gene Ontology annotation, cellular component: nucleus. Gene Ontology annotation, biological process: regulation of DNA-templated transcription.
UAGGUUAAGUGUAUCACAAAAUGUCAAUGAUGUGUGUAAAUUUUAGUUUUUGUGUUUUGUAUUCCAUAAAAUAAAACAUAAUGAAUAAUUUUGGAAGUCAAAAUAAAAAUCCGUGGAAUAAAAAUCAUCUUAGUAAAGAUUUUCACAAAAACAACCAUACUAAAAAUGCUGUAAAAGGUUCUGAAUCAAAGUUUCAAGAGGCUCAAAAAAAACUGCAAGCAGCUGUUCAAAAAUAUGCUAAAGACGUGGAAUCUUCAGAGGACGAAGAAUUUGAAGAUGAAAAUAUAAUAGAUUCAAUAUUGAAAGAUUAUGUUCAUGAUAAGAAUACAGAUGUUUUAACUAAAACUAAAGGAUCCAUAGUAGAUAGAUUUUCUGCAGGAAAUACAGUCUGUUUAAUAUGCAUAUCAACAGUUAAAAGAGCUGAUUCAAUUUGGAGUUGCUGGGAAUGUUAUGCAUUUUUCCAUUUAACAUGUAUCCAAAGAUGGUCGAAAGAUACCAUUUAUCAGAAGAAGCAAGCAUUAUUAGAUCAAAUACCUGUGAAAUCUGCAAUAGAAAUAUUAUGGAGCUGUCCUAAAUGCAGAACUGAUUAUCAACCUUCUGAUAUUCCUAGUAAAUACAUUUGCUAUUGUGGCAAGACAGAAAAUCCAAAGCCUGAGCAAUUUUUAGCACCCCAUUCGUGUGGUGAAACUUGCAGAAAAGAUUUGAAACCUUUUUGUGGACAUAAAUGUGUUCUGUUAUGUCACCCAGGUCCUUGUCCUCCAUGUCCAAAGACAGUACAAGUUGCUUGCUAUUGUGGAAGACGAGCACCAAGGUCUCAAAGAUGUAGCAAUAAAGAAUGGUCCUGUAAUUUGGCUUGUAACAAGUUACUCAUUUGUGGCAAACAUAAUUGCCCAAAGCAAUGUCAUGCAGGUGAUUGUCCACCCUGUCUAAAGAAAAGUAUUCAGAAAUGUCUUUGUGGCUAUACACAGAAAUUAAGGGACUGUGCUACUCCAUUGUGGCAGUGUGAAAAGGUUUGUAACAAACCCUUGGCCUGUGGUAAUCAUAAUUGUUCAAAGAAGUGUCACAUAUUGGGAGACUGUGAAGAAUGUAUAUUAACAAAACCCAGAACAUGCCCUUGUGGUAAAGCAUCGUUUGUUUUACCAUGUACUGAGGAAACACCAUGUUGUGGGGACACUUGUGGCAAAUUGCUUGAAUGUGGUGUUCACAUUUGCAAUCAGAGAUGUCACAAAGACAAAUGUGGAAUUUGUUUGGAAACCGUUACCAAAUCUUGUCGCUGUGGACAUUAUACACGCGAAGUGCAAUGCAGAAAACAGUUUCUGUGUGAAACCAAAUGUAAAAAAAUUAAAGAUUGCAGGAAACAUCCUUGUAAUCGAAAGUGUUGCGACGGAAAUUGCCCCCCCUGUGAAAAACUGUGUGGCAGAUCGUUAAAUUGCGGAAACCAUAAAUGUACUUCUGUUUGCCAUAAGGGCCCAUGUUAUCCGUGCAAUUUAACAGAAAAAGUUUCGUGUCCUUGUGGAUUUACGUCCGUCGAAGUUCCUUGUGGAAAAAAAGGAAAAACAAGGCUUCCCAGGUGUAAUCAACUUUGCAACAUUCCGCCAGAUUGUCAUCAUGGAAAACGCGAAAAACAUCGUUGCCACCCCGGUAAUUGCCCUCCUUGUCGUCAAAUCUGUAAUAAGAAUCGUCCCAAUUGUCCCCAUCCGUGCCCAGCCCCUUGUCACUCUGCUGUUGUUGUAAAAGUUGAGGGUGAGAAGGGGUCUAUGCCCUGGGAACAAACAGGACCAUACUAUGAAAAGAGAGAACUCCCAUGUCCCGAUUGCAUCGUCCCUGUUCCCGUUACAUGUUUCGGAAAUCACGAAACGUUAAAUUGGCCCUGUCACUUAGCAAAGCCCUCAAGUUGUCACAGACCGUGUGACAGGAGAUUACUUUGUGGAAAUCACACCUGUUCCUUUCAAUGUCAUACAGUUGAAAAUGCCCCUGAUGAAUUACAGUCUGGAUCAAAUUGUGAACAGUGCGAAAAGGGUUGUGACAAACCCAGGCCUGAAGGUUGUAACCACGCCUGUCCUAUGCCGUGCCAUCCAGGACCUUGUCCCCCAUGCAAACAAAUGAUUCGUAUCAAAUGCUAUUGUGGGCUUACGCAACCUUAUGUCUCUUGUAAAGAUUGGAUUGUACCAGAAAAAAAGGAAAAUUUGCAAAGCUGUGGAAAUCAAUGCCCCAAAAACUACAACUGCGGUCACCGAUGUAAAGCGAAUUGUCACCCUGGACCUUGUCCAAAUGCAGAUCUAUGCAAGAAAAAGGUUAAACUGUCGUGCGUCUGUAAACGUAUUAAAAAAGAAUUUUCUUGCGAAACAGUCCGAAAUGGGGGUGCAAAAGUGGACUGCGACGAAACUUGUCGUCAAAAGAUGGAAGAGGAAAAACGCUUCAGAGAUUUCGAAAACGAACUAAUAAAGAGACAUCAAGAACUUAAAAAUCUCAAAGAACUAGAGAAAUAUGAGAAGAAAUUCCAAGGCAGAAAGAAAUUUUCAAAAAGAACUCGCAUCAGUGAAACUGAAGAGCAAAGCGCAUGUGUUAAAUAUCAGGGUUUGGUAGUUGUUUUGUCAACAUUUGUCGCAGUUUUCGCAGCUGUAUUAAUUUACUGGUCAUUAUCUUAACUUGUUCGAGUUUAUCUAUCUAAUAAACUGAUAAAAAGGAA